CCAAAGAAAUCUGCAACAAAUAGUGAACAAGAAGCUUCCGGCAAAAACCCCUGCAUCAAAUAGUAGUACACUUAAGUUGGACUACACGAUUAUUGUUACAGUUAUGUCAACUAUCCGAGAACGCUUUUUUAAUGUAAACAAAGCAUUUGAGCUUUCUACUGAAGACUUUAAUAAACAGUGGGCUCUUCCUAAGGAAUCAAGUGGGAGAAAAGAAAACAUUCCUCCUGAAAAGCUUCAUAUGACCUGGAAAAGACCCGCUAUUGAUUGUAAAGCUAGAAUUAGAAUAACAUA
This is a messenger RNA of Racocetra persica, 291 nucleotides long. The record is from the annotation of a GenBank genome assembly. Lineage: Eukaryota; Fungi; Glomeromycota; Glomeromycetes; Diversisporales; Gigasporaceae.